AUGAAGUCACACUUGGCCGCAGUCUUGUUGAUUCAGGCCAUCUUGCUUCAUCAGAUUCAAGCGAUGGUGACAACUCGCAAGUCUAAUGCUAGGACCAAGAGCUGGUUAUCAGAAGCCCUGGACUUUAAACAGGUUGUGGGUCUCCGCAGCCCUACCAGAUACACAGUAGAGGCGGUGAGCCCUCAGGCGACCCCGCCAAGAUUUUCAAACGGGAGCCCUUCAAGUUUAGAGGCAAGCCCGCCACGAUUCGCAAACGCCAAUCAUAAUGCAAGCCCGCUAAACUCCGUGAUGGCCAGAAUCGCGGAGCGUUCUUUCAAGAAAUAUACCGGUCUGAAAUUCGGAACGAUUACAUUUGAUAUCGUGGAGCCUGUCGCACGCGGGAAGUACAGCCCGAGUCUGAACACGAUAAGAGAAGAUGAGAUUUUUGUGCCUUCAAAGCCAUUCAAGAAGCUCGCCAGCGACAAGAAGCUCCGAGUGCAAAACAUCAAGAUUUCUGAUACCCCCCAGAAAGAAGAGCCGCGGCUGAAGAAACUCAGUCCUGCUGCUGACCCCCAGGAGAAAAGGCCGCGCUUGGUCAAGGUCCAGAGUAUCCGCACCUCCAGCCAGAGAGACCUGCUGGAAUCUACUGUUCGAGUCCCCGAUGUGCCCAAGCCAGCUGGAAAUAAUCGGUCGCGUUAUGACCAAAAGCCCAAAGUAGAUUUCUUACUGCCAACGUCUUCCAAGCCUAAGCGCUUCUCCUGCCUACCAUGUCAUCUGAUUGCACGUCGUAAAAAGCCGGAAGAAAGAGUGAAUCCAUUCUCUGCCGCAGCCUGA
Puccinia triticina is the source of this 813-nucleotide messenger RNA. RefSeq lists its product as uncharacterized. Bases 1 to 813 code for a protein of 270 amino acids. The transcript has a single exon. Lineage: Eukaryota; Fungi; Basidiomycota; Pucciniomycetes; Pucciniales; Pucciniaceae. The record is from RefSeq and is a predicted model, not a curated record.